Molecule: messenger RNA, 11869 nt
Organism: Rhincodon typus (whale shark)
Lineage: Eukaryota; Metazoa; Chordata; Chondrichthyes; Orectolobiformes; Rhincodontidae
Gene: gpr107
Product: G protein-coupled receptor 107
Exons: 18
Coding region: 19-1710 (563 amino acids)
Biological process (GO): clathrin-dependent endocytosis
Cellular component (GO): clathrin-coated vesicle; membrane; Golgi apparatus
Molecular function (GO): clathrin heavy chain binding
Source: RefSeq, a predicted model, not a curated record
UCCCGGAAGUUCAUCCGGAUGGUGACGUUGUCUCAAGACAUGGCGGUGGCGGCUGUGUUUGUUGUCCGGAGCUGGAUGUUUCUGCUCUGGAUUUUGUUGUUGACGUCGGUUCGCGGCCGAAUCCAUCGUCUGAUCUUGAAGGAUGAUGUUAGGCAAAAGAUCCGUUUAAACACAUUUGGUUUUUUCAAGAAUGGAAAUAUGACUGUGAAAAUGACCAAUUUGACAUCAAAAGGAGUUGAUUUCAAAGCUGUUGACACCUCUGCGCUGGGCCUUAGUUUGGACAGAACCAAGAAUGAUGGCUUCUCAUCCUAUUUGGAAGAGGAUAUUGAUUUUUGUUUCUUGAAGAAAAAGCCUCCAAAUAACGUACCUGUUACGCUUUUUCUGAUUGACUUUGGAAAACUUCAAGUUAAAGUUCUGACAUCGGGAAACAAUCAGCCUACAAUCGAAGAUUUUAGAACUGCAGCAAGCCAACCAGUCAAAGACAAAAGCAGCAAGACAGAUGUGAAAUCACAGAGUGAGUCUAAGAAAGCAGGAGAACUCCAAAAAAAGAAUGAAACCACAAAGCAGUCUGAGCAAGUGCAGAUGGCAAAACCAAAAUCUGGAAUUUCUGCUGAACGAAAGGAUGAAACUUUGCCACUGCAGAAAAAAAAUCUAUCCUAUUCAUUCACAUUCUCGUUUACCAUUAACAGUGAGGAGGAACAGGGACUUUACAGUCUGUACUUCCAUAACUGCUAUACUGAUGAAAAGCCGUCUCCACAGACUUUUCAGUUUGACAUGGAUAUUACAAUAGUGGAACAGAAUCCUGGCAGUUAUUUAUCUGCAGGAGAGAUCCCACUCCCCAAACUCUACAUUUGUAUGGCUUUCUUCUUCUUUCUGGCUGGAGUUUUCUGGGUUUAUAUCCUCCGGAAGCGCAGCAGUGAUGUGUUUAAGAUCCAUUGGCUGAUGGGGGCGCUUGCCUUCACCAAAUCCCUGUCUCUUGUUUUCCAUGCUAUUGAUUAUCACUUUAUAUCAACUCAGGGUUAUCCUAUUGAAGGUUGGGCUGUGGUAUACUACAUAACUCACUUGUUGAAGGGUGCUCUGUUGUUCAUUACAAUUUCGCUAAUCGGAACUGGCUGGGCAUUCGUUAAACACAUCCUCUCUGACAAAGACAAGAAAAUCUUUAUGAUAGUUAUUCCACUCCAGGUCCUUGCUAAUGUCGCUUACAUCAUUAUUGAAUCGACAGAAGAAGGGACGACAGAAUAUGGACUGUGGAAAGAGAUCCUCUUUCUUGUUGACCUCCUGUGUUGUGGUGCCAUUCUGUUCCCUGUUGUGUGGUCAAUUAGACAUUUGCAAGAAGCGUCAGCUACAGAUGGAAAAGCUGCAGUUAACUUGGCGAAACUGAAGCUAUUCAGACAUUAUUAUGUUAUGAUUGUGUGUUACAUUUAUUUUACACGGAUCAUAGCAAUUCUGAUCAAAAUCAUUGUGCCUUUCCAGUGGAAAUGGCUCUAUCAGUUCCUGGACGAACUUGCCACGCUUGUGUUCUUCUGUUUGACGGGCUAUAAGUUCCGACCAGCUUCAGACAAUCCCUACCUUCAACUACCUCAGAAUGAGGAAGAUGUAGAGAUGGAUGAAGUUGUGACUACAACUGGAAUGAUGGAAGGAGUGAAAAAAGUUAACCAAACAUCGAAUGGCCCUUCAGAGCAGAGAGGAGAACUGGACAGAGUGGCAUGACAAUGACAAGCCAUCAACAGAGACACAAAGUGUAACUUGAGUGCCCUCCCCCCUUCAAUCUGUAAGGGAUAUGCACAGAAAACACUUGAUUCAGGGCUCAAAGAAGUGCUUAUGCACCAAAUGAAGUUCAGUAUUUUGUUAAGAAAGAUCACAUUUUCCUGUGAAAUAUUUGCAGUUUUCCAACUUUUUAGUGUACAGGACUCUGGUGCCAGUGCUGUCCCAUCCUAUAAACCAGUUUAGCUUAAACAAAUCUAAAGGUAGAUCUCAGCUUGUGAGGCUUUAUCUUUAUUCAUACAAAUUAAUUUGAGUCACUAAUUUUCUGUGAUUCACAGAGAGCUGGUACUUUUUUGUCACUAUAUUGAUAUAAGCUUCCUCCAUUUCUUUGCACAUAGAUUUGCUUUUACCCUUAAAUUAUGUUGUAACUCCAUGGCCAUAAAUGUAAAUUCAAGCUGCAGUAUACUUCAGUCCCUCAAUUGAAGUUGUGAUGCAUUUAGUAUUUUUGAGUCAGACAUGACUUAAUGUACAGAAUGGAUUACAGUGACAAAGUAAAUCAUCAUCUGCAGGAGAGGGGAUGAGUCAUGUGACUCAUCACUUGCAAAAACUCAAAUUUGAGGGGCAAGAAUCCAACCUGAGUUUGCCCGUCCCCUCAGAUAAAAGGAGGGAGAGUACUGUCAAAAACCAUUGAGUGGAAACUGUAUAUUUUUACUUUAAUUUCAUAUUCCACCAAGUAUAAUAUAUUAUAAUUUUAAAAUUAAAAUUAUUGACUGAAAACUAAGGUUAUAAAUUUCUGCUUUCACAGCAGUUCCUGGAUUCAGGUUGUAACUGAUGGGUUCUCUAUUGUCUAUUUGCUCUUUGGUGUGUGAUUGAGCCAAAAACACCAAGAAUAUCCACAGUUUGAUCCUUGGUCUGAACUUAGCUGAUUUCAGCAGUUAGAAGUUGUUGAUCUGGCCUCAGCUGCCCUGAGCUCUGGAGGAAAGGGAAAAUUAUCCCAGGUUUCCACUCUUCACUGUCAUCUAAUGACUGCUAAUGUAAUGUAUGUGUGGGGAUGUGGAUUUCAGAUGAAGAAUGGCCUCUUGUGUCAACAGUUAGUGGCAACCAGUGCAAAUGGGGACUCCUUCAACAGAAGAGAAAAUUUGAGUAAAACCAGUAUAAUAAUUUAAGCUAACAUGUCCAGCUGUUCAGAGUAGUCAUCCAGCAGCUAAACAAGUGAGUUCCUCUCUGGAAUAGCAUAUAAAAGUAGAUAGUCUAAACUGAUCAUACUUUAAAUUUAAAUUUUGUUAUUUUCUUCUGAAAUUAUAUCUAAAAUCAGGUAGAAUUUGCUGCAGUUUGUGACUCAGUUCCUUCACUCCUUCAGCUUCUGGUACUUGGCUGCUAUGUUGGUGUAUCUGUGCAGCUCUUGGAUUGCUAAGUAGUGUGUAGGAGUAACGUCGUGAGGUUGAGCUGUCAGAAAUAUGCUGCAGAGAGAAGUGCAGAUUGAUUACAUUACAUUAGCAGGGCUUAAUGUACAAGCUGCACUGCCUUUGAAAGCUUUAUCACACAAGCAAUGAAAUCCAUAUUUGUUACAAACUACAAACUAAGAAGACGAAAAUGAAAUGUGACUUUAUAAACCAAUUACUCUGCCAUUUUCGUGUUUUUGUUUGUUUCUUUUUUCUGAAAUGUAUAGGUUUUGCUUUUUUUCCUGAAGACUUAAACAUUGGUCUGAUCAGUUGCUGGCACCCUUCUUGAAAAUGCAUAGCAGUGGCAGUUUUUCCAUGAUUCAGACCAUCAAUCCUCUUGAUCUCCUUCUGCUUUUUUUUUAAUUGCACCAAUUGGUUCUCCAUGUAAUGUAUGUCCUCGAAUGAUGCAGCUGCUUUCAGAAAUGUGCUUUCACUGGCAGAGGGAGCCAGGCACAGCACUACUUGGUGCCACUCUUCAUUGCAGCACAGUGGUGCAAGUGACACAUUGAGCUUAUAAACUUCUCUCUCUCUCAAUGAAGAUUUUAGAUACUGAAGCAGGCAGGUUACUAGUUGUUUAAGAACAUUACCCCCGCCCAAAGAAAUGUAACGCCUGCUCUUUCAGCACAAUGCACCUGUGAAAGAACUGGCAGUUAUUUUGCAAAACUUGAUUUUUAUCCAGUUAUUUAGUGUUUUAAAAUUAGAAGAUAGAAUCUGUUCUACUAUUGAAUGGUCUUCGAUCACAGAAAAACAUGGCUAGAAAAUGGCCUUCAGUUUCUAUUACAAGAAAGGGGUAACGGAUGCUCUUGUUUUGAUCUCCCUUUUAUGUGUCUCGUUCUUGAACCCCAUCUGUGUAUGUUUUUCAUUAUUGUCAAUUUUAAGUAUAUGAUGCAUUAAUGUAAGACAUUAAUGAGUCACUGUAAUUUGGUGUGCACUGAAGAAAUUUGGAGCUCUUUUCUAUUAGAAAUGGAUUGGUGAGAAUGCAACUAAACUGAACUGGGCCUACACAAACCAAGAUGAUGUAUAUUCCACAAAGCAACCUACACUUUAUGCUUUGACUGAAUUAGUUCAAUUAUGUAAAUUGAUAAUUCCUAAGAAAAGUUAAAGAAUAAUGCAUACAAGAAGAAAAUGGUUUCUAAAACUCAAGGAUUGAAUCUCUGUGGUACAAUGAGUAAAUGCUUGGUGUGGAAUUGAGCCAAAUAGGAACAAUUUUCACGUGAGAUGAGAUGCUAAGUGCUUUCUCAUGACCAAAACAUUCCGAGCGUCAGUACCAAUCAGUACUGAAUUAGUUGCUGUCAAAUGGUGUAUUCUAAGUGCUACAACUGCCCUUUUAGAUGUCUUGUAUGAGAGAGGACAGUUGGACCUUCUGAAGGAGUGUAUAUCUUUAGAUUAAAUUGCCACCAGGGAAACUGCGUGUGUUGGCCCCAUUGUUGACUAAUAUUUACUCACAAUUUUCACUUGAAGUUAGACCACCUGGACAGGUUACUUGAAAGCGACAGGUACUUAUUGGACUGGAUCACAGCAUGAGUCAGUACCUUCAGAGAGAUAGGAAGCAAAUGGAAUAAUAAUCGCUGCUAACACAGACAAUGAGUUGUUGGACCUUUUACCUGAUAUUGCAUUCAAUAAUUCCGUAAAACAAGUAAUUGCUGCAUUUGAAUCAUAUCCAUUUGUAAAUAUACUUUAAUGCAUUAAUAACAGGUUACUGUAAUUGUACAUUUCAGGAGUAGUAGAUCUGCUAUUUGAAUUAAAUUUAUUGUCACAUACUCACAUUUGUAAAUGGUUAUAAUUUUUGCAAUCAAUAUUUAAUUCUAAAUUGUUCUGAUCAUCCUUUGAUUUUUAGAUGUUUCCCAUACAUGUGUGCACCAUCUUUGAAUCUUUUCUAGUUCAUCAUUUUAUCUUAAUUUCUUCUGUAUACUCACUUCAUUUGUUGAAGUCAUUGUGAAUGAAUAACUUUGAGAUGCAUCACAAAGACAUGAUAAACCACUAAACUAGUUAUUUGUCGGUUUGUAGGAUAUUCUGUAAAGAUUAUAGAUGAUCUGACUUAAAAAAAAAAAUUUCAUACCAUAUCCAACAUAAGUUUUCUGAAAACUAGCAAAUAAAAGCAUCUCCCAGUGUUGCACUAUAUCUCAGGUUCAACUCCCCAGUCAGUGCUGUAUUCGCUGAUCUAAUGUGGUGAAUAUGUAGUUGGCCAUAGCAUUCCUAUACAUCCCUCAAAGGUGAAAAAUUACCCAAUGUUCCUCCUUUCGAGGAAUGUUUAUUUUGAAUUGAUAUUCUGUGAAGCUAAGAUCAUUAUUGGCUGAAUUAUGCCUGAUUGUCAAAAUCAACUAAUGUUUAUAUAUCCAUAGUGUCAGAUCACUUGAACAGGGUACAGAAGGGUAGUUGAACUAUAAGAGCCAGAACUUUCAGGAAGGCAGGCAUGAAAAUUGGAAAGGAAAACUUCUCAAUGUACUCUAUGUUGAAAGCCCUUAUUCGUCACUUGUGAAAAAGGUAACUUUUUAAGUAAAAUCGUCAGUUUUGCCUAGGUUGUUUCAAUUCGGUCAUAGUACCUGUCACAGAGAAGAAGUCAUAACUCCUCAGAUAAUUUGUGAAUAGUAGACAUUCUUUUUAAAGAACAUUUUUGUAUUUUUUAUUAAGGAACUGUCUUUGAUUAGAUAGUAAUAAUAAAGUAUGAUUGAAGAAAUUUGACAAACUUCAUAAAUCAUCGGCUUCAUACCUGCAGUUUGUUUCCUCUGAACCCACUCGAAAAAAAGUGAGUUAAGUCAAAUGUCACUCCGAUGACAAGAUGGUGAUGAAUUAAAUGGUUCAGAUGAUAUCACAAAUUGCAAUGGCCCUCUGAACUCCAUGAUGGUGUUGCUGCUAUUGUAUUGUCUUGCGCACCUCCUGUGCAAUUAACAUUUUCCACUUCAUAGAGUUAAGAGAGAAGAACUUUUAAACUAUCAAGUCUAGAAAAAAACAUUUUUAUGUGGGUUUUUACAGUCAUCAUAUCAGUCAAGAGCUUGAACCUUAUCAACCAGAGUAAAGCAAAGUGAUCAUCAUGUAUCAAAUUAUUUCCUCCGCUUUUUAGUGUUUUUUCAUCGUUUUACACUAAGGUAGAUAAUUAAUGAGAUUUGUCGACUUUGUGGAAAAGUGUUAUUUUAUGACUGCAGUAUACAAAAGACAAUUCAACAGAAACUGGUGCUCCCCUUUCUCAGGGACUCAUUUUUUGGUGUUUUCCCUGGCAAGCCGUUGAGUGUCGCCUUCAGUAAUUGAUCACAAAAGGUAUUUCUGCAGCCUUAAAAUUCUAGCCAAAUCUCCUCUUAAACCUAAUAGAAUGCUGUAAUUCUAGUGAGAACAGAAUUUUCAGCACUUUAGUAGGUGUUCAGAGCUAAUGCAGUAAACAAGGUUUCUUUUAUUUUCUCAUUCUGUCGAAGGUCCACUGGAGUCAAAACAUUAAUUAUGUUUUUCUUUCUACGUGUGCUACCAGACCUGCUGAAUUUCUCCAGCAUUUUGUGUUUCACAUUUCCAGUAUGUGCAGUUCUUUGUUUUUAUUUCUAUUACUCUCCUUUUUUAUAUAGUAAACUUGUUUUGUUCCAAACUGUUGCAUUAGGAUUCUUGUAUGUUGCAAGUUACAAACAAAGUAAGAUGAUGCGUUAUGGACACUGAAUGACAAUUAAUGCGACAGUUUGGAGAGAGGACUCUGCUUGUAGGUGCUACCUGGUGAUAUUGGUUUUCUACAAUUGAUAUUGGUCUGGAAAUUGAUGUAGUGAUGCAUCGCACCAGAUAGCCUGUCAAGAUAAGAAAGUUUGGAUCAGCAUUGAUCAAUUAUUGAUAUUCUGAUAUGAGAUAUCCCUCAAUGGAAAUUGCAAUCUUAUAUUUACAAAAUAUAGCAAAAGCAUGAUUGAUUACAUCUUGCUGUGGUAUCUCAUGUUAUCAACUAAUAAGGUAUGACAGAGAUGGCUGAAACCAAAUGGAACUAUAGAUUCAUACAGUAUAGAAGAGAUCCUAUGGUGAAUCAAGUCUGUACCACCAAAAAAAUACCACCUACCUACACCUGACCCACUUUCCCACACUAGGUCCGUAACUUUGAAUGUUAUGACGCUUUAAGUGCUCAUCCAAGCACUUUUUAAAGACUAAUGUUUCUGCUUCAACUACACUCCCAGGCGGUGCAUUCCAGAGCUGCACCACCCUCGGGGGAAAAUGUAUUUUCCUCAAAUCCCCUCUAAACCUCCUGGCUUUCACUUCAAAAUUAUGUCCCCUUUUUAUUGGCCCUUCAAUGAUGGUUAUAUGUUAACUGAGGGAUAAUUGGGUCAGCACUUAACUGAGUUAAAAAAGCAGAAUAUAGGGAACAAAAAGUCAGUGGUGGAAUUUGUGGAAUGAGAGUAGAAAUAAAACUCUGACUUGAAAAGUACAUAGUUAGAUUCUAUCUAACCAGCAUUUAACCUCUGAUAUUUAAUAUCUCAAUGGUUGGGUAAAAUCAAAUAUUUUGACAUAUAUGUGAAGUAUGGCCACGUAGACCAGCUCCCACAGAACUAUCUGAAUCAUUUACCGAUUAGACUCAUUGUUUUGAAGCAAAGCAGAGAGAAAAUUAAAGAAAACUAUGUAUAGAACAUCAGUGUUGUAUCAAGUUUCUUUUUCUGUAUAUCAAGUCCAUAAUUCCAAUAUCAAAUCCCAGAAAAUAUUGUCACAGGAGCCGGGGUAGUUCCUUAGUUUGAAAAUCCUGAACUUAAGCUGAUUCAUAGUGCCAUUUACUUUGCGCAAGGAAAACAAGUGUGUCGGAGUUGGUGAGACACGGUUAUGUUUAUUGAAACAGAAAGAACUGUAGAUACUGGAAAUCAGAAAUGAAAACAAAAUGGUGGUAAAACUCAGCAGAUGUAACAUCAUCUGUGAAGACAAAUCAGAGUUAACAUUUUGGGUCCAGUGACCCUUCCUCAGAACUGUUCUGUUUUUAUUACAGUUAUGUUGUUAGCGCAAGAUAGCAAUAGGGGAUAAAUGUCAUUCUCACUUAAAGAAGGUAGGAGGUUCUCUCUGAGCAGACAUUUUCUCAGUUGGUGUAGAGAUGUGAAUAUUACAGUAUUAAUUCAUGCCAGGGCUGUAGGUGGUCAGAGACAUGUUGCAAGAGAAAUGAGGUUUCUUUAUUAAAAGUGUUCAUGAUUUGAAGAGAUUAUGAUCAGGAUAAUGCAAUAUUUUGCUUGUUUUAUGUUUGUCAAAUAAAUCAAUUUUUUGACUUGAAACACAUUUUCUUAAGAAACCUAUUUAAAUGGAAUGUAGCAUUCCGCAUUCUGUUUGGAAGGACAAUUUAUAAUAGAAUAUAGGAGACUGUUCUGGAGUUUCAGCCGUUAGGUUUGAUGUAAUUAAUUAUUGUUAAUUGUACCAGUUGAAAUCUCUGAUGUUAGUAUGCUGCAGCAUUAUUCAGCUUCAUUCUGUGAUUUCUUUGAGAACCUUGUGAAAUUUGUGCUUGGCACAAAUAUUCAGUAACCUAUCACACAAAGGCUUUGUCCCUAGCAGUCACUGAAUUGGCAUAACUGAAUAGUUUGUAAUCAAGGUCCAGAGAAAUGGUGUAGCUGGUCAUUAAGGUGCAUGGAUGAGUGAAAGUUAGCUGUCAAUGAUCUUUCAUUACUGCAAAUAUCAUGUGAUUUAAGGGAAAGAUGGUGCUAUUUGAUGUGGAUGUCGUGUUCGUAGUGUGGGUCCAGCACAUCAUGCACUGUACUUUAGCAUAAGUAUCAGAAAUGCACAAGUAACUGUAUACCUUAAUUUCUUCCCAACUGAGUCUACAUAGUGCCACAUAAGGCAAAUCAGAAGCAAAGGCUUCCAUUGAAUUUGUGGAGCUGCAUAGAUUGGACACAUGAAUGAAAACAAUUUACAUUUCCUUUUUGAAACAGCUAGAGUGAGAUAACCAUUAAAUUGCUUUAAGUGCACUAUGCAAUCCACCACCUUGCUGCUCCAACUGAUCUCCUAUUGCUUUAUAAUUAAGAAUUUGUCAUUUAGCAUGAAGAGACCUUUUUUCUCCAACUAUAAAGAUAAGAGAAGUGAAAUGAAGCGCAAAUGUCAUUCUCACUUAAACAAGGUGAGUUUCUCUGGGCUCUGAGCAGACAUUUUCUCAAUAUCAACACCUUGCUCACUGCACACAGCUAUCUCCUCCUGCCUUUGUUGGAAAAGAUUAAACAAUUUUGUUUAAUUUUUUGGUUUGCUGCUUGUUGGCAAUCUCAUUCUUAGUUUCUACCUCAGCUACUAGGUGAUUUGUUUGUUAUGAAUUUUAUUCAAAAGUCGGAUUUGCUUAGAAAAGGAGUACUUCCAUACUUGAAAAUCUAAGAUGGAAUAACACUGUUAAUAGUGCAGUGUUACCAGUGUUUUGCCUCCAGUAUAGAUUUUGGAAAAUGGGUAAAGGUUGACUUUGCUGUAAAUAUAAUAUUUUAUUGGAAAAUAAAGAUUCAAAUGAGGCAAAAGAUGAAACAAUUUUUUGGAAAGAUGGCACCUGAUCCUUUUGAAUACACUUCACAAGAAGAAAAGUGAUAAAAUAUUCCACACAUUCUUAUUAAAAGUUUCCCCUCCUGCCAUGAAACAAUAAAAACAAAAACAACCUUUGGGUUCAAGCAAAUGAAACAAUUCUGUUCCCAUUUCAAUUUCAGAAGAGCUGAAUCUUUCUUGACAUCAUAAGUAAGAUCUCUCCCUCAUAUGGUGCUAUGCCACCAUCUAGAACAAUCUCUAUCUUCAGAAAACAUGCAGCAAAUUUGUAUCAGCUCCAAAUAAGAGUAAUGAUUCUUCACUGAUAGAUUUUCCUACUUGCUGAGCUCCAAAUUUUAUCCUGUUGCCCAUGGCAGAGAUUACAGAUGUUUCUCAAGCAGAAUAGCAGACUAACUGACUGAGAGCUUGAAACAGGAUGAGUCAGUUGAAGGGGGAAAUAAUGAAGCAGAUUUGAUUUGAAAGUUUAGAUGAAGUAAAUUUUAAAUGGCUGGAGAAGGAUAUAAAAGAAAUAGGGAGUAAUAUUGCUUCAUCUUUCAGGUCUUAACUGAAGCAUUUCUAACACCUGGAAAUCUAAUCACUAAAAUUUCUUUUUGCCUUUCAGCACUUUUAAAUUCAAACCAAGUGAAAGGGUGAAAGGGUGACUGCAUUUAGAAGGAGUUACAGUGAUAGUUAGAGCUGAAGGCCUCUGCUGAACUGUAAAUUAGAGGCCAAUAAGUUUCCUGUUAAUGUUGUAAAUGUGUAUAAUUAUCAAUAAUAUGUUUUUUUCCUGUAAAUAUCUGUUAAUACAAGUUAAACAAUGAUAGAAUAUGUCUGUACUCAAGAACCAGCUUUUUAAAACUGCAACAACUUAUGAAAAUGCCUAUUAGUUUAAAGGAAAUGAGAACUGUAACCAACAAAAUGUUGGCAUUUUGAGGUGGACAUGUUUAUUUUCUCCUGCUCCCCCGAUCCUGCCCCUGAAAAAGAUUGUCAGGCUGAGAGAGCAGAUUGGUAAUACACAUGAAUUUCUCUUUCUGCUGAUGCUACACAGAACCAAAUGCUGGGUGAAAUGUGUAUGAGUAGCCCACAAAUAACUGUUCUUUUACUAUUUCCUCCUUUGGGAACUACUAGCUUCAGGAUUCCCAAAGGUAAUAUGACUAAAAUUCAGACUUAACAAAAAUGAGGGCAAAGUAAGUACAUAUUAAUGAAAACUUGAAGCCAUUGAGGUAAAAUGAUUCAAAACCUUGGUGCACCAGCUGAAUUUGAACUUGUUUUUUGUUAAUGCUUGCUCAUAUCCUUGUCAAUUUCAAUGCCCAAUAAGAAUCCAUGUGCUUGAGGCAGACGCACAAUCAUCCUCUUGGAAUGGCAACACAGGAAAUGAACAGUUAUUUCACUGUAAUAAAUCUUCAGAUGAGCAAAAGCAACUGAUUUUGGAGCAGUGUCCUCAUGUCUGUUCAAACUGACUUGUUUUACUUGUAUUGAUUUUGAUAAUUUUGACUUGCAACCACUUUAUAGAUUUAAUUUUCCACAUUGAUUUUUCAAAUAUGCUGUUAAAAAUUUUGGUCAGAUUGGGGUUGAAAGGGAAAAUUGACUGAUCAAUGACUGCAAGGCCAAUUCUCAAAACAGCCAUGGUUCCCAUUUCAGUAUCUCAUGAUGUCAACUUGGAUCACCAGGGUAAGCAAUAAUUGAGUGAUUCCUCAUUGAGGAACAUCUGAUGGAUCUGAGACAGAGUACUCACUUCCAUAGUCUACACAGUCUAAUUGUCUGUGAAAUAACAAUUUAAUCAGAAAUUCUGGGACAGAUAAUUUGCUGACCUAUUCGCAACAAACCAGUUUGGGGAGCCAGGCUAUGCAAUACUUUUUCUAAAAACGAAUACUUUGCACCUUUUUACAUUCUGAACACAUUGCUGACUCAGGAUUAAUGUGGUCUGAUGGUGAAAUUCCAUAUAUGGGAUAUUGCUUUUGUGUUCUUUUGAAGCAUGUUGAAAAUGUAGCAUUUUUGCUUGUCACAGUUCUGAGCUAUCCAUACAGUCAGUUUGAAAAACAAGCCAAUAAGGACGCCUGAAUCGGUGUACAGAUUGAGUGUAUGUAUAUAUUUGCUGUUCCUUUCUAUGAGGAUAAUCAGUCACUUGGUGUUUCAAGAUCAACUGGCUUGACGUAUUGAGUUGUUGUUUGUAAUGAUUCCAUUAAUCAUGAGUAUUUUUAACUAAUAAAUCUGAGUUGCCAGAAAAUAAAGAAGUCAAUGAGGUGUUCUUGAAGUGAUCUGUAUUUCUAGGUUAUGCUAAUAAAUGUGAAUGAUUUGACAACUUA